GAUGGCGAGUUGCCCGAAGAUAUCUUCGGCUUCAAGUUCGAUGUGACGAUCCCGAUGGCGAAGAUGACGAGGAGUCAACAGAGGAGAUCCGCCUUGACGCCCGCGCAGGCAAUUAUACUUUCUCAUACAUCUUGAAAGAGUCUGAUUAUCCUGGCUCAUAUAUGGUUGGGGGACAGGCCUACGAUCACACAGGGGCUGUUGUUGGCAGGAUGUCAGGUGCACUGAUGAACCAGGAGAUCUUGCAGAAGAGUUUCUAUGCUGCUUGUGAUGCUGUCUCACAGGAGCUUAUGCAGUGCUCUGUAGACCUCUUUGAUUCCAAGGGCCGCCCGAAAACCUGUUGGAAGGCCAAGGUGAAGGAAGAAUCUGCGCAGAAAGGUCGAGGCGGUUUCCUCUAUCUUGACGAGGUGCACCUUCUGCCUGCACACCGCGGCAAGGAUCUUGGCUUAGAUUUUGUCGAGGGCCUUUUCAAUGAACUUCGAGGUGCCGACAUGUGCACAUUGGCUGUGCUGGCUUUGUGCGAUGCAGCCAACGUGAAGCUGGCUCGCCACUUUGCACGCAUGGGCUUUCAACAAGUUGCAGCGGAAGGGCCGCUCACCAGCUACUGGUUCUCAUGCUUGUGUACUCGGCCAACAGGCUUCAUGUCCAAAGCCGCAGCAGCUUCGGUCACGGUUGCAGUACCUGCGAAGCCAGCGCUGCCCACGGUUUUGGUUGGAAAGGACAAGGAGUUGUUCGAUGCGUGUACCCUGAGCAUGCAACCGCCCUCACCUGAGAUGAUAGAAAGCUUAGUGAACUCUGGUGCAGACCCCGACAAGGCGUGUGCGCUUCAUGCAUGCGCAGCAAACAACCACAUCGCAGCAGGGCGAGUGCUGCUGAAGAUGGGUUGCAAUGUCAACCGGCAAGAUUGCCAAGGCAACGCUCCGUUGCAUUUGGCAGCGGCAAAGUGCAGUAGCCACUCUGGGUUGGACUUUGUGUCGAUGCUUCUUAUGCAAGGGGCACGGACUGAUCUUAAGACUUCCAAGGGCCAAACGCCAAGUGAAUGCGCAAAGGAGUCUUUGAAGUCUCUCAAGAGCUUCCACAAGUGGGAAGCAAGCAUGAUAGGAAGCACCGCCUCUGUUCACGGAUGCGAAACCAAAUUCGCGAAGAAGUGCUUGCACUUGCUUGACUCAUUUGUGCCUCAGCCGGCGGUGAAGCGCCCACGUCUCGACUAG
Messenger RNA from Symbiodinium pilosum, 1208 nucleotides. Lineage: Eukaryota; Dinophyceae; Suessiales; Symbiodiniaceae. The record is from the annotation of a GenBank genome assembly.